GUACGUGUGUAUAUAUAAAUCAUGUUUCAUAAGAACUCGAAAAAACAAAUAAAAAAUGUAAAGAAUGGAAUUAAAAGUCUUUAUAAAACAAGAGAACAUGGGAGAAUAUGUAUUUGUAAAUAAAACAAAAAUUAUUCAUAAGAUAACAUAUGUAACGUAAAAUGACUUAUAUCGAUUAUUAUAUAUUAUGGCAUAAUUUAAAAAACAAUUUUAAACUAUUGAUGUUCAAAACAAAUUUAAUUUAAAAGUCAACGCAUAUAUUGCUUACAAAUAUUAACAAAUUUUAGUGGUUUAAUUCAUUACAUAACUUCAUUAAUAGGUAACAUGCGCAGCAUGGCGAAAGAUUAUGUGAUUAUAGUAAUCCUUUGCAACUUUUCCUUUAUUUGUACUUAUUCCAAACAACAUAUAAUAACACUUUCUAAAUCGGAUUACGAUUUGAUGCAAAAUGAUAAUUCAAAACACAAUACUCGAUUUUUGGAACAUGAAUUAGAAAAAUAAGAUAUGUAUGAAAGUCAUGUUUACAUUCUUGAAAUGUGUGUACUUUGUCUGAACAUAUAUAUAAAUUUUUGUUACAUAGUAUUUACGUACCUUAGUGUAAUUAGAAUACAACGACUCUCGAAAUUGUAUAAGAGAGAGAAAGAGAGAGAGAGCAUUUCAGAAGGAAAUUCUAUCUCGAAAAAGAUCAAUUUCUCAAAUUUUAUACUUGCCUGUAUGAAACAAUCUUCUUAAGUGUCUUGCAAGAGGCAUGGAGUUUGAUUGUUUCUCGAAUAAAUCUAUGUAUAUAUACCAUGCGUAUAUUCCAUGCGUAUAAUUGUUACACUGUGAUUUUAACAUCUAAAAUUUGGUUUUAUGACAAAUUAUAAAGCAUUUAUAUCGCUGUUGUUUAGAACUAAUCGUUAUUAACUUUAUUCGACUUUUUAUCUUUUUCACAAAUAACAAAAUUGUAAUUUAAAAGAGAAAAGAUAGAUGCAAUAUACAAGAAAAUACGUUUUUGUUUUUAUUGUAGUUUUAUUGUAAUUUUAGAUAAUAAAGGGUUAUUUCAAAAUUAAUGAAGGCGCAGAUAAUUAUAGUUAACUAUAGUUAAUACCAGGUUAUCGUGUAUUUUAUGAUUUUCUUCCAUAAUUUUGCGUUAUGAAAGAACACGAAUAGCAAACGAAAGGCAAAAUAUACAAUAUAAGUACAGCGCACGUACCCAUUGGAAUUCACGACAUAACUUCUAAUUCAUUGCAACAAGCUGUAAUGUCGACAUCGCCACUUAGGUAAGGGUAGUUCAGUAAUUUCCAGCUACCAUGUUAGCUAGCCACCCGCUUUUGCAGUCAAAUUUCGGCCGAGCCACCACUCGUCAACACGAAUUGUGGAAUUGAUUACAUGGCUCCCUCGAGGUGGAAACAUCAGAAUCCUUCCCCCAAAUUGAUGAGCCUCAUAUACCGUUCGUACUAGCCCUUACUGAGAGUUUCCGGAAGAUAUUAGCGAUAAGUGCGCCUUUCUUACAGUACAAGCGGACAAUAUAAUUGCAGUAAUAAUUAUUCCAUAUACCGCAAGAGAGAUUGUUCAAAUAAUGUUUGUAUAAUAAAAGAGCAAAUAAUCUUUCCCGUGGAAUGAGAAUUGAUGAAUACUCAUAAAAUUAUUUCUAGAAUAUCAAAAAUAGUAGUAUUAUAUAAAUUUUUUGCGGUAUAAUAAUAUUAUAAUAUAUAUAAAUUUAAUCUACUUAUAUAAGAGCAAUAUUUAACUUGUCACUGGUCUAAAACUAAACAGUGACACGCAAUCUAUGGACCUGAUAGCUGCAGGUCACAGAUUACGUAGUAUAUACAUAAUGCGUACAUACACUGUAAAAAAAUUGUGUAAAAUUACACCUAUUAUAAUAGAUCUCAAAAUUACGUAAAUUGUCGCGUGUUUAUAAUUUUACAUAUAAAUUUCUCAACAAUUUCUUAAUUUAUUUUUACAUUUGUAUAUAUACCAUAAAUGAAUUUAUUACAAAUUAAAUUAUUUUUACUUGCGUAUUCAUAAACACGUGAAAAUUUACACUUAUUAUAAUGGAUCUAUUAUAACAGAUGUAAUUUUACACAAAUUGUUUACAGUAUAACAAUUUGUUAAAAGUAUAAAUAUUGAAAUAAUAAAAGUUCCAUUGCUCGAUAUUUUUUUUACAGAAGUAUGAAUUAACAAGUAAUUUUUUUAUCAUAUUAAUCUCACGAAAAACAGUUGAAAUAAUUUCUCUUGAAAUACGACUACAUUGUAAAUACAAUAUCCGCAUCGUAUAAUAAAUAAAGGAAAUCUGACAAGGUGCCAGUUUCCACAAAACAUCCCAUACAUUUUAUUUGUGGAAAUCAUCUCACAAAAAAAUAAUACAGUUUAACCGAUAAAAAAACAGAAGCAAUGUACAUAAAUAUAAUUUCGUGGCCGAUUGAUCGAUUAUCUUUGGCGUUUGCCAUUUUUCUCCCUCCCGCGUUGAUUACGGACGGCUUUCUGAUGUGCAUGUCAAGGGAACGAGCGUCACGUGAUUGGUCCCCUCGUAUGGUUACGAAAUCGCAUUACCUCGGGGUUAAUAACCGCGGAUAUCGCGGCCUCGGAUCACCGGCCAAUUAUCCCGGUCUCGUCAACGAGCGUCGACGAAUCACUGGUGUCGGCGAGGCAAAAUUUUCAUCCUCGGUUCACGUAGCUUUAUCACAAUUUUCCACCACGUAAGAGCGGACCUUCACACGCAAUUUUCCUCCGCACAAUCCCCUCGCGAAUUUUUCAUGUGAUAGAAGACGUCUCGCUCCAGCAAUUAACUCGAUUGACAUCGCCGUAUAAAUUGACUGCACAAAAUAAUUAAAUCGCCAUAAUUAUUCGGCAAUAUUAUAUACCAAUCUGUUUUAGACAAAGAGGCAUUUUUUAAGUAUAUAUAAAUGAGUGAUAGUACUUUUAUAUUAAUGUUACUGCACGGUAUGUUUUGCGUUUAUCUGAUCAUGCGUGAAAUUUAAUUUAUUAUAGUUCAAUAAGCUAAUAAUGUAGCAUUUACUGUUGACAUCUCGUUCUCACAACCAUAGACGAAAAUUAACGGCUAUCACGCUAUAUUAUAUAUAUAGUUAAUUACAAUAUAUUAUUUUAUAUAUAGUUAUACCGAAAUUAACUUUAGAUGUAAAAAAGAAACCCAUACUCACGUUUAAUUUUGUAAACAUUCUUAUGUUCGCGCUGUUUACUCUUGCUCCUUUAUUGUAUUAUUUAUUAUUAACAAUUAAUUACUUCGGCUGCCGCUGCAGCAGACGUGCGCGUCGAAAAUUCGAAUACUCAACGAGGAAAUUAUCGCUUCAAUAAUUUGUUACGAACGAUGCGGAAGACAAACAAAAGGUUAUACACCUGUGCCGGUAUCUACUGUUGCAACAUCUCGCUGCGUGCAUGCAUCUAUUGCAAGUCGAACGAUUUGAGAUCGAGAGAGGGAUGGAGGGAGAACGGGGAGGAGAGAGAGAGAGAGAGAGGUAUGUAGGCGACAGGCUAUUAUUAUGCGUUUGUUAUGUUAAUCGCUCUCUCGUGACAGACUCGUCGUGCCGUAUGGGUCAACCGUUAUGCUAACGCAAUGCCGACAAUUCACGUCGCGUGGCUACGAAUCCGCACGAAGGACAGCCAAACAAGAUGGAGCACAACGAAUAUCAACUCAUUGUUAGAUGCACGCUACACAUGAUUCAGUUUAUGCAUUUUUAAUUUUUCAUUGCCCUUUUUUUAAAUCCUGAUAUAAGGUGCGAUAUAAUCUUCCUCUUUCUGUCCGAUGAAACCUUUGUUUUUCCCCUUCUUUUCCAUUUCGAUGAGAGACGAGUCAUAAGAAUCCUCCAUCGACCCGCUAGGAUCGCAUUCCGUGUGGCGAAGAAUCACGGAGAAAAAAUCAGAGAUGACUUAACACUCGCCGCGCUAUUUUGCCAAUCGCUGCUAAUUAUCUGCGAUUUGCGCCCUCCCUCCCAAAUGGCGGCCACUUAGAGGCAUACCACGCGCCUCGGAGCGCGCCUCGGAUCUCCGGUGGCUAGGCGAACGCCAUGAAAAAAUGCAGGUCAUUGAACAAAGAGAGACGAACAGAUCGGCUUCGGCCGCACGCGGGGGCAGGAAAGAGAGAGAGAGAGAGAGAGAGAGAGAGACGAAGGGAUGGUUAUACGCGCGCAGGAGCGUAACGCAGGCGCGAUGGGCCACAGCCCCAUCGCCGAGGGUGGCAACCUUCCGGACUGGGUGGCCGCGAGACGCUCAGUCCCGUCUCGCUCUUCUCCAGAGAGAACCGGAAAUUGUCAUCGGUCUCGUACUCUUCGCGCGCGCACUGGCGGGAAAGUCUGUGCGUAUUCGUCGCGAGUGCACGGGUUCGUUUCUGUCCCUCCCGCUCAUUGUCGGAGUUUCGUCCGGAGUUUCUCGAUCGCCGAACAACGCGAUCCUCCCCUCUGCGCGCGAUUUACAAUCUCUCGGUGAAGGGAUCGUUCCUCUCGCGCUCAUACGUCGCGAGUCAAUCCCGCAGUCCGAAAGUAAUAUCUUAUACGCGUAGGUAAAGUUUUCCGGGGAAAUCGUUGACGGAUGUUGAAAAGUGUUCGACGACGUUAUCUCUUUUAUCUUUGUGCGCCAUUUCCGUUGGUUCAAACUGUCGAUGUCGGGGAGGAUGUGAGCGGCGGGAUAUAGAAACAUAUAAAUGAAGAAGAAACAAGCGAGGAAAUAGUUGAGUAUAAACAAGUGAGGAGCAGAACAGUGAAUUUUUUUUCCUCGGUGGAGGGUUGGUUUUGUCCCACGGCUGAAUUAAUUACACAAUCCCGCCGGCGGGAUUAAAUUUAUCGGAUGUCACUUUUAUUUGAAGUGUACUAAGCAGUGAUUAACAGUGGCGAAAAUAAUCUUUUCGCUGUGUUUUAUUUUUAUUACGACACAAUUUAUGCGAUCAGUGCAGAAAAAAAUCCAUCUCUCAUGCGAGACAAAACGCGAAUCCAUAAUGCACAUUUCACAAAUAUCGUCGAAAGCAUAAAUUGUGCCUUUUGAGAUCUCAUCUGACUCAAAUAUUCAAGUGAAAAUUAUUGAUGAACUUUAAUGUGCGUGUUCAGAUUACUUCAUUACUACAAAAAUUAUAACUGAAGGUAUCAUAAUUAUAUAAAAUAAACUCACUACUCCAUCCGCAAUCGUCGAUUUUUAAAAGGUACACAUUUACAGACUAAUUAAAGUAUCACAACAUCAGAAGAGUACCAUUUAAGAGAAAUAUUUCGACGCACGCGAGCUUCUAAACAUUUUGCCGAUACCGUCCACGUUCGUUACAAAUUUCAGUGCGCGAUUGAACGAUAAUUGAACUACUUGUAAAUUUCGAGCAGCUAUCGCGUUAAACGAACCACCGAUCGUCAUCGCUAACGUCAGUGAUGACAGCAGUGAGGUGGCGAUCUGGUCGUGGUGUUAAGCUCUCGUCGGAUAAAUGUGCGCGAUGUACUAUUACGCCAGCAAGCUGACUGCGGCGGCUUUAAGCGGCGGCGGCGGCCUCAUCGGGGGUGGUGGUGGUGGUGGUGGCGGCGGAAGUGGCAACAAUACCGGCAAUGGUGGCGGGGUCUGUCGAUGCCACGAGGCCCAAAAGGAGCAGCGCUCCUCGCCAAGGAGAACAACGACCCCGCAACCAGCUCAGCCGACGCAUCAUCGGUCGCAACGCACCUCGCGCGUUUACACCCCUACCCUCGGUCCCACCACCACCGAACACGUCGUCAUUGAGCACCCUCGGCCCAAUCAUUACCAUCGACAUAGAACCAAGCACAAGGUAAGCUCUAUCUUGAUUUCUAAGAAUAAGGACAUACUGCAAUGAGUAAGUUUAAUAUACAGACGAUAUUUUACAUUUAACAUAUUAAUACAUAAUGUGUAUAUAAAUAAAUAUAUGUAUGUAUAUAUCCUUUUUAUUUAUAUUAUAACAAAUAGUUGUCAUUAUUUUUUAUAUUAGAGCCAAUUUUUUGUUCUUACAUAAUAUCAAUAUAUUAAUCGAAACGUUUAAAACACUUCACUGCAUACAGAACUAUAUUAUUGAGUAUGACAUUUUAAUAUUAAAAAGUAAUGAUAAAUAUUCGUUUGUAUAAAAAUGUAUUCUUAUAAUUGGCGCA
Messenger RNA from Monomorium pharaonis (pharaoh ant), 6062 nucleotides. RefSeq names its product transformer-2 protein homolog alpha. Bases 5396 to 5773 code for a protein of 125 amino acids. The transcript has 3 exons. The record is from RefSeq and is a predicted model, not a curated record. NCBI's taxonomy places the organism in Eukaryota, Metazoa, Arthropoda, Insecta, Hymenoptera, Formicidae.